Messenger RNA from Clonostachys rhizophaga, 1110 nucleotides. NCBI's taxonomy places the organism in Eukaryota, Fungi, Ascomycota, Sordariomycetes, Hypocreales, Bionectriaceae. The record is from the annotation of a GenBank genome assembly.
AUGCUCCCUCAAGCUCUCCUCUUCCUGCUGGCCCCUCUGGUGGUCGCGGAAGCCUCUCCCGACACCCCUUCAGACAUUGUAGUCAACUUCGACCGCAGCCUCGAGGGCCUAAUAUCAGUCGAGCAGAGAGAAGUCGAAGUCGUCGAUAAUGUUGGGAUCCCAUCCGAGUUCAGCACCCCGAAGAAGGGACUCGAUGCUGUAGACGCGAACAGCCUCCUUGACUCCCGCGCAGUUCUCGAUACUCUACUGAACAAGCGCCAAACUUCUUGCAGCCCCGGAUACGGUUAUUGUGCCAGCUUUGGACGCUGCUGCCCCUCGAGCUCAAAGUGCUGCCCUUACGGCUACUGUAUUCAGCCCAACGACACCUGCUGCCCCAAGGGUCCAUGCGACGGCGAUCAAGGAUGCUGCGGCGCCAACAAUUGCUACCCCAAGACCGGUGAAUGCUGCUCCGACGGAAGCUUCUGCUAUGCCGGCAACCAUUGCUACAUCAGCACGUCCAGGGGCCGACUCUGCUGUACGGAUAGCAAGUGCACGGCGGCUGUUGACCGCUACGGAACAACGACCUAUGCCAGUACCUCGACCUCGACCACCCGGUUGACCACUACUCGCGCCCAAUACUACUCCUGGACGUACACCUACUGGUACUGGUACUACUACUGGACCGUCUCCGUCCAGAUCGAUGCUUCCAUUGUCACGUCCACCCGCAGGACAACCACCACCAUCUUCAGUGUCCAGACCACGGACGCGUCCGCUGCCUCCUCGUACUUCAGCGAGCUCUCGAGAACCGUCACCGUCCCAACCCCCGCCGAGGCCACCAGCCUGGAAAGCCUGGCCGGUUCGACAUCCUUCGGCAGCGCGGCGACUCGGUCGAGCACGAGCAGCAGGGCCAGGUCGACCGCGGCUGACAGCACCGAUGAUGAUACCUCCACCGACUCCAGCUCAACGUCUUCCAGGAGCUCUUCCACAACCGCUGCUGGGACUACCUCUGUCGUGCAAGGCUCGCCUGGUGGCAGUUCGGGUGCCGCGCGGCUGUGGUCUGGCAUGAACGCGUCCGUCAUGGGCUUCUUGUCCUUUGGGCUCGGUGUGGGCAUUUUGGCCGUGAUGUUGUAA